AUGUCGGCAGGGAAUAUAGGUGACAGCUCACUGGCUCUCGAAGCCCUUUUCCGGGGUAACCAAAUUCUAAUGCUAGAGGCUUCUGCCAUCGGCUUUGUUGCAGUCACGAGCUGCUUCGUUUACUGGAGCGUACUGCCUAUUUCAUGGCCACCCACAACAGAGGAAUGGGAAUUCUAA
Messenger RNA from Prunus armeniaca (apricot), 177 nucleotides. Lineage: Eukaryota; Viridiplantae; Streptophyta; Magnoliopsida; Rosales; Rosaceae. The record is from the annotation of a GenBank genome assembly.